AUGGCCAGCGAGGCCCCUGAUUUGGCGAAUCCGCCAGCAGGAGACAACACAGACCAAGAUGCUGGUUUGCUCCUCCUACCGGCGACACAAUACGUGCCACCUCCUACGCCCACGAAUACAACUCAGGGACCCGACAGGGCGGCGACUGCUACGAGUGCCCGGCCGCCUCCUGUCCCCAGCUCGGCCACCACGCACCUGGGACCUGCCCCGGAGUUCCACUUCACGUUCCCGGACAGGCUGAGGGGCUGGGACAAGUCCGUCGCGGCGUGGCUCCAGGAGAACAACAAGUACUUCUCUGGCGUGGCGGCGUCGGCCGUCGUCUUCAAGGGGGACCGUGUGCUGGUGCUGCAGCGGGCACCGCACGACAGCAUGCCGCUCCAGUGGGAGCCGCCGGGGGGUGGCGUGGACCCCGAGGAGACGAUACUGAAUGGGUGCGCGAGGGAGUUGUGGGAGGAGGCGGGGUUGGUGGCUAAGCGGGUGGUGAGGGUUGUGCCGCCGCCGGAGACCAAGGAUGGUGAUGAGGUCGAGAGGGAGGAUAGGGAUCUGGGGAUUCCGUUCUCGAAUAGGGCGGGUGACAAGUUUUAUUACAAGUUUACGUUUGAGGUGGAGGUGGAUGAUGCUGAGGCUGUGAGGACUGAUCCGAAUGAGCAUAUGGGCUGGAUGUGGUUGACGGAGGAGGAGGUUGAGAAUUGUCGGACUUCAAGCGGCAGUACUGUUUCCUUUACGAUGAGCUCGGUGAGGAAACAGUUACUGGGGGCUUUUGCUUUGAGAAAGGCGGGUUAG
Clonostachys byssicola is the source of this 783-nucleotide messenger RNA. NCBI's taxonomy places the organism in Eukaryota, Fungi, Ascomycota, Sordariomycetes, Hypocreales, Bionectriaceae. The record is from the annotation of a GenBank genome assembly.